Messenger RNA from Nerophis ophidion (straightnose pipefish), 1351 nucleotides. RefSeq names its product enoyl CoA hydratase, short chain, 1, mitochondrial (gene echs1). Gene Ontology annotation, biological process: fatty acid beta-oxidation. Lineage: Eukaryota; Metazoa; Chordata; Actinopteri; Syngnathiformes; Syngnathidae. The transcript is spliced from 8 exons. Gene Ontology annotation, molecular function: enoyl-CoA hydratase activity. Gene Ontology annotation, cellular component: mitochondrion. Bases 64 to 948 code for a protein of 294 amino acids. The record is from RefSeq and is a predicted model, not a curated record.
CACAGAAGAACACACGUACCCGGAAGCGGAGUCGCCGUUGUGGUCACAGGUUCAAAGUUGACAAUGGCUGCUAUGUCCUUUCUUUGGAGGAAUGCGGGAAUGCUGCUUAAAUCGGGCCGAGAAACGCCUGGGCUCCUGGCCGCCGCUCGCCUACUUAGUUCGGGUGCCCAGUAUGAGUACAUCAUGGUGGAGAAGCGGGGAGAGAAAAAGAACGUGGGUUUCAUCCAGCUGAACCGACCGAAGGCCCUCAAUGCUUUGUGCGACGGGCUGAUGACAGAAGUGGCUGAGGCCUUAGACGCUUUCGAGAGCGACGGAGAAGUGGGCGCCAUCGUCAUCACCGGCAGCGACCGAGCGUUUGCAGCGGGAGCGGACAUCAAGGAAAUGCAGAAUCGGACGUUCCAGGAGUGUUACGGUGGUAACUUCCUGGCUCACUGGAACAAAGUUUCCACAGUGAAGAAGCCGGUUAUUGCUGCCGUCAAUGGCUUUGCUUUGGGCGGCGGCUGCGAGUUGGCCAUGAUGUGUGACAUCAUCUACGCUGGAGAGAAAGCUCAGUUUGGCCAACCAGAAAUCCUGCUGGGGACCAUCCCUGGGGCGGGGGGCACGCAGCGUUUGACCCGUGCGGUGGGAAAAUCUCUCGCCAUGGAGAUGGUGCUAACUGGAGACAAAAUUGGUGCUCAGGAAGCCAAACAGUCAGGCUUGGUGAGUAAAAUCUAUCCCGUGGACCAGCUUGUGUCGGAAGCUGUGAAAUGCGGGGAGAAAAUCGCUGCUAACUCCAAGCUGGUGUCUUCUAUGGCUAAAGAGGCGGUCAAUGCAGCCUAUGAACUGACUCUGGCCGAGGGGAAUCGUUUUGAGAAGCGUUUAUUCCACGCUACCUUUGCAACGGAGGAUCGCAAGGAAGGCAUGACUGCAUUUGUGGAGAAGAGAAAGGCCAGUUUUCAGGACAAGUGAUGGAUCAAGCCAUCAAACUUCAAGAAAUCAGCAGAACUGAGCUUAACAGUAGCAGGUUGAUGUUCUGACACUCAUUAGAGCAAGACAAGUGCCUCAUGGGUGUCAAAGAAGACAAAUAAUGUUGAUCAUGAAAUGCUAUACCAAUAAUAUAUCAUCAUAACUACACACUUUCUCAUUAUGGACAUUUCUCAGCAACUCAAUCAACAAUUGCACUCAAAAUCAUUGAUGACAUGAAUUGCAACAAGUGCCCUAUGGAUAGUAAAUCAAUUAGGAUGUGAGUGCACACGUCUUUUCACUUUGAUAUUUUUGCAAUUAUUUACAGUAGUCUGAUCACAGAUGACUUUUUGUUCCUUCAAUCUUGUGUUUUUCUGUGUACAUUUUACAAAUAAAUGCUAAGAAUGUA